This is a messenger RNA of Carya illinoinensis, 3245 nucleotides long. Its product is annotated as probable metal-nicotianamine transporter YSL7. Lineage: Eukaryota; Viridiplantae; Streptophyta; Magnoliopsida; Fagales; Juglandaceae. The coding region runs from base 960 to 3059 and encodes 699 amino acids. The transcript is spliced from 6 exons. Gene Ontology annotation, cellular component: membrane. Gene Ontology annotation, molecular function: oligopeptide transmembrane transporter activity. The record is from RefSeq and is a predicted model, not a curated record.
UCUCAACCCCAUCCAAGAUGCAAAAUAACAUCUUUUCUACAACCUUUUAUCUUUGCUUCGUUUGCAAAAUAUAAUAUAAUUAUCGGCAACCGUAAAAUUUAAAGUUAUGUGCUCCCUUUCCAAAAUGACCCAACUCGCCUCCAAUCCCUGUAUUGUUUUCACUUAUUUCCUGUUCGGUAUUAUUUUCACUUAUUUCCUGUGCGAGUUUGACUAUGUCCUCGAAUGCUCUUCGUCUUCACCACAUUUCGUUCUCAAUCAGAGAAUGCCAAAAGCCUCUGCUUUUUCUCCUCCCACGAAGAUGCCCACUUGAAAUCCACAAAGACCCACUUAGUUUACUCCCUCCACCCACGAAGACGACCACAAGACCCACUCGGUUUGCUCCCUCCUCUGAUGAAGACGACUACAGAAACCAAAGCUCUACUUUUCUCCUCCCAUGAAGAUGUACUCACGCUUAGCUCUACUUUUCUUCAAUUUCGUGGGGCUUCGAUUUCUGGGAAAAGACGAAUGGAGAUUGAAAAGCUAAAGACGAAAUAGAGGGAGAGACAGGAGAACCAAAUGGAAAGAAGCAAGAAAAAAAUGAUUUUUUUAUCAAAAGGCGUGUCCGUGUACGCGGGGUGUUCCCUUCCGCGUGUGCAAAUAGCAUUUUUCAGUGUCAUCGAUUAUACUUUCAUACACUCCUUCACGCAUGCUCUCGAUGUGAUAGGAAUUUGGAAUUUGGAAUUUGGAAUUUUGGAUCCCUUUUUCGUCCCCACACUGCUAAGUUUUCCGAGACUUUUCCCGAUCGCGCUAGACGUGAUUACGACCUCGAUCAAUUAUUGACUCCCUUCGGCACGAAAAAUAUUAAAUAAUAAUAAAUACUAGCCACACAGCCUAAAUCCAGCUUAGAAGUGGAAAAAUCCCCAUUAUAAAGCACUUCCUAGAGAUUUAGAACCAUUUAUCUUUAGCAAGAGGAGAAGAUAAUGGGUCGGAAUGAGGUUGAGGACAAGGUGGAGAAUGUUGUUGAUCCGGAAGAUGAACAUAAUGGUGAUCCGGGGGACAAGAAGCUCAAACAAGAAGUAGGGGAGAUAUCGGUGGAGCGAUUGUUUGAAGAUCAAGAGGUUCCGUCAUGGAGGAAGCAGCUGACCAUGAGAGCCUUCGUGGUGAGCUUCUUCCUGAGCAUACUGUUCACCUUUAUAGUGAUGAAGCUCAACCUCACCACAGGUAUUAUACCUUCCCUCAAUGUCUCUGCUGGUCUCUUGGGGUUCUUCUUCGUCAGGACAUGGACCAGGUUGCUUCAGAAAUCUGGCUUGUUGAAGCAGCCUUUCACCCGGCAGGAAAAUACUGUCAUCCAGACCUGUGUUGUGGCUUCUUCUGGCAUUGCCUUUAGUGGAGGCUUUGGAAAUUACCUCUUAGGAAUGAGUGAAAGCAUUUCCAAACAAUCAUCAAAUACUCAUGAUUUCAAAAACCCGUCAUUAGGAUGGAUCAUCGGCUUUCUCUUUGUUGUCAGCUUUCUAGGACUCUUCUCGGUGGUGCCUCUCCGAAGGAUUAUGAUCAUAGACUUCAAACUGACGUAUCCCAGCGGUACUGCCACUGCUUAUCUCAUCAACAGCUUCCACACUCCUCAUGGAGCAAAAUUAGCAAAGAAACAAGUGAGAGCGUUGGGAAAAUUUUUCACCUUCAGCUUUUUAUGGGGUUUCUUUCAAUGGUUCUACCAUGCUGGAGACAACUGUGGAUUUUUAUACUUCCCUUCAUUAGGGCUCGAGGCAUAUAAGUAUAGAUUUUAUUUUGAUUUCUCCACAGCAUAUGUUGGCGUCGGAAUGAUUUGCCCCUAUAUCAUAAAUGUAUCAGUGCUGGUGGGAGGGAUUCUUUCUUGGGGUCUGAUGUGGCCUCUCAUAGAAAAUAGGAAGGGUGACUGGUAUCCUGCAAACCUCAAAUCAGAUAGCAUGUUUGGUCUUCAAGCUUACAAGGUCUUUAUUGCCAUAGCCUUGAUCCUGGGUGAUGGUUUAUAUAACUUUCUCAAGGUUCUAAGUCAAACCAUCUUAGGCUUGUCUCAUCAGCUCCUGACCAAAAAAUUGAGCUCUGAACUCCCUGUUGCAAACCAUUCUUCACCUACGAGCUCUCAGCUCUCAUAUGAUGACAAGCGUCGUAGCCAACUCUUUCUCAAAGAUCAAAUUCCCACAUGGUUUGCCAUUGGAGGUUAUGUUGCUAUUGCUGCAAUCUCUAUAGGCACCCUUCCACAUAUCUUUCAUCAACUCAAAUGGUAUUACAUAUUGGUCAUCUAUAUAUUUGCACCCGCAUUGGCUUUCUGUAAUGCUUAUGGUUGUGGGCUUACUGAUUGGUCCCUUGCAUCCACCUAUGGAAACCUGGCCAUCUUUACCAUCGGAGCAUGGGCUGGUGCUUCACUUGGUGGAGUACUUGUAGGCCUAGCAGCUUGUGGAGUUAUGAUGAACAUCGUCUCAACGGCCUCUGACCUAAUGCAGGAUUUUAAGACUGGUUACUUAACACUGGCUUCACCGCGUGCCAUGUUUGUGAGUCAACUAAUUGGCACAUCAAUGGGUUGUGUAAUUGCGCCUUCUGUGUUUUGGCUCUUUUACAAUGCUUUUCAAGACAUUGGAGUUCCUGGAAGUGAAUAUGCUGCACCAAAUGCUAUUGUAUUCCGUAACAUCGCUAUUGUGGGGGUCGAGGGCUUUUCAAGUCUACCAAAGAAUUGCCUUCUCCUCUGUUUCGUGUUCUUUGGUGCAGCCAUUCUGAUAAAUUUGGUAAGAGAUAGAGUGGAUAAGAAGUGGUCACGGUACAUUCCACUUCCAAUGGCAAUGGCAAUACCCUUCUACUUAGGACCAUAUUUUGCCAUUGACAUGUGUGUUGGAAGCUUAAUACUGUUCAUCUGGGAGAAGAUAAACAAGAGCAAGGCAGAUGCUUUUGGCCCUGCAGUAGCAUCUGGUUUGAUCUGUGGGGAUGGGAUAUGGACUUUGCCUGCUUCUAUCCUUGCUCUGGCUGGGGUCAAGCCACCGAUUUGUAUGAAAUUCUUGUCACGAGGCAGUAAUGCUGAGGUGGAUAACUUCUUAAAAUCACUGGGCUAAGCUUAUCAUGUGAUGUCUUAAAGCUAGAGCAUAAAAGGACUUGUAAUAUAUCCCUGAUGUCUCUCUUUCAUUUUCUUUUUCUUUUUCUCUCUGGUGUGGAUACAAAUCUAGUAAAGCAGUCACAGAUGUGAUCAAGGAAAAAUGUGUUUGUCAUAUUACAAUAUCAAGAAGGUAAAUAUUCGCUUC